AUGAUCGUGGUCGUGGCCAAAGCCGCAGCUCAUCUAGUCCAGCCAUCCGAAUGGCAGGGACAGGCCAGACAGACAUCCUUGAACGCCAGCAACCACAGCCUCUACAACAACCGCUCUUCAAGCAACAGAGUGACAACUCAACCCUCAGCCCACGCUCGACCAACCCCCGAACAAUCCCGGGCAGACCAAGUUCGAAACUCCGCCCUGAUCAUAGCAACCUCCGAAUCCCAAACCACCACCAACCCUGAGACCCUCGCCUGGGCGCACCUCGCCUCCGUAUCAUCCCCAUCUCCAUCCCAUUACCACAUUCAAAAUCCCAUGGACCCAGACGCAAUGGACAUCGACACGCCCCAGAACCACCAGCAAGCCACCCAGUCCCUGUAUCAGGUAGCAAGCGCAGGCAUCUCAGUCCCACGCGGCUACAUCGGUAACGACCAAGUCUUCCGGCACACAUUCCAGAUCCAAAUCCGUAGCCCGGUUCAGGGACACCUGUCAGACCUGGAGAUUCUGCGAACGGCACGCGCGCGCAUUCGCAGCAACCCCCAAGCUUCUGUCCCGCCUUCUUAUGCUGCGCGGGCUGUGGGGCGGACUCUGGUGCUGAGGAUUAUUAUUGAUUCUCUUUCGAUAAGUCGACAUGAUGCGCUUGUUCUUGUGGAUUGGAGGUUGCAUUUUAUGAUUGAGAUGAUUGAGGACCGGGAGGGGCAGGGUCUAGGGUGGUUUUGUGGUUUGCCGUGGGUGAGUGAUCAUUUUCAGGUGAGGUUGGUUGUUCUUUAG
This is a messenger RNA of Penicillium manginii, 774 nucleotides long. RefSeq lists its product as uncharacterized. The record is from RefSeq and is a predicted model, not a curated record. The transcript has 2 exons. The coding region runs from base 1 to 774 and encodes 257 amino acids. Lineage: Eukaryota; Fungi; Ascomycota; Eurotiomycetes; Eurotiales; Aspergillaceae.